Messenger RNA from Acanthocheilonema viteae, 2292 nucleotides. The record is from the annotation of a GenBank genome assembly. NCBI's taxonomy places the organism in Eukaryota, Metazoa, Nematoda, Chromadorea, Rhabditida, Onchocercidae.
AUGGAAGCAGAACAUAACGUAAAUCCGUCUGAUCGAAAAAUCGAUGAUACACAAUUAGCCGAUGAAGAAGUGAUAAUAUCAACAUCACAUUUUUCAAGUAAAUCAUCGCCAUUGCGCAGUUCGCUGAUGAAACGCGAAAAUCGAAACUGCGCAUCGGAAACCAAAUUUGUCAGUUUUAUGCAAAAACAUGAAAAAAAAAUAUGCAAUGUGGCGGAUUGUAUACGAAUAAUGCAGAAUGCUACCGAAUUCAUCAAAUUACGAACAAAUAUUCGUCAAUUUCGUCGGACAUUUGCCUUAGAUUCCAAUUUGUCGCACAUACAUUGGACGCCAACAAACAAAAAACCUCAAAAAGCUAAAAUAGCUAUUGAAAACAUUAAAGAAAUACGUAUUGGAAGAAACACCGAGUUACAUCGUGCAACGGAAAAUUACGCAAAUGACCUACAGCCAUCAGGUUCGCAGCCACUUGCGACACUUCGUGAAAGAUGGUUAGGAUCGGCAUUUGAUGAAGCGGAUAUCGGAAAAUGUGGUUGCUUAACGAAAAAAGAAACGGUACAACUAAUCAAGAAACUUAAUCCGCGAAUAUUGCUUAAUAAAGUUGAACAUGAAGUUAAGGAAGCAAGUACAUUAAAUUCCGGUGAAUCACAACAUGGAAAUAUUACACGUUCACAAUUUGUUGAAAUUUACAAGAACGUUGCAACAAGAUCUGAAAUAUAUUUUUUGAUGGUUCAAUAUGCUAAUAAGGAUUAUUUGAGCUGCAAAGAUCUUCAAGUAUUCUUAGAAACGGAACAAGGGUUAUUAGGAAUAACAAUAGAAUUUUGUAAAUCAAUUAUCGAACAGUAUGAACCAUGCAAAGAAGCACGAGAAUUAAAUCAUAUGACUGUCGAUGGAUUUACCAAUUAUCUUCACAGUGAUGAAAAUUUUUUAUUUGAUAGCACUCAUCGAAACGUAUGUCAAAAAAUGGAUCAACCAUUUAACAAUUAUUUCAUUGCAACAUCUUUCAAUACAUCAUUAAUCGAAAAUCAAUUAAAAGAGCCUUUAAAUUGUAAAGGUUAUAUUGCAGCACUUCGUCGUAAUUGUCGAUUUAUUGAAGUAGAUGUCUGGGAACCAAUAGCAGGAACUAACGAAAUGGAACCAAUAAUCCAUAAUCGUUGUGGUUCGUCUAAGUUAACCUUAUCUGCUGUCUUGAAAGUUAUCAAUGAAAUGGCUUUUCAAAAAUCAAGAUAUCCAUUAUUUAUACGAUUGGAAAUACAUUUAAAUAUUGAAUGGCAAAUGGUACUUUUUGAUAUGCUUCAUGAUACAUUUGGGGAUAAAUUAUAUCAGCCAAAUAAUGAUCCCACUGAUUGGACACAACAACGGCCAACGCCAAAAGAUUUUGAAAUGAAGAUUAUUCUUAUUGGUGAACGUAUUAAAAAUACUGAGCAAGAUAUUGGUGAAGUAUUUGUAAAAAAUGAAAAUAAUGUUGUGGAAGAAUUUGAUGAAAUGAUCAAUUCACCACCGAAAAAUCUUAAACAAAUGCUUGUUUGCCGUAAAUUAUCGGAUUUAAUGUGUCCAUGGGCAAUCCCAGCUACAAUCACAGAAAUUACUACGCAUAAUAUAUUUGACAAAAAUUGCCAUCUUCUUGCAUCAACCGAAUAUAACUGUCUUAAGAUGAUACAAAACUCUCCGUCAGAAUUUGCUCAAAUUGCUAAAGAUUAUUUAAUGCUCUUAACACCAAAUACAUCACGCACUGAUUCAUCAAAUAUGAAUCCACAAGAAUUCUGGAAUUAUGGUAUUCAAAUGGUUUCGUUAAAUUACCAAACAUUAGGACUGAUGAUGGAUUUACAGGCUUAAGUCUAUAAGCUUGAUCGUAUUUCCAUUGUGCAAGGAAAAUUUUCGGAUAAUGGUGGAUGUGGUUAUAUUCUGAAGCCAUCAAUAAUGCGCGAAGAAUUAUAUACACCUGGAGAUAUGAUGCCAAUUCCACCACAAAUUUUAUAUUUACGAAUUAUAUCCGGUCAACAGUUACCUCGACCUCGUGGUUCAACAGCUAAAGGUGCUAAUCCAUCAUUCGAUGAAUCAUUUCAAUUUGAAAUUACCAUACCGGAAAUGGCAUUGAUAAGAUUUUUGGUACUCGAUGAUGAUUACAUUGAUGAUGACUUCAUCGGACAAUAUACUAUACCUUUUGAAUGCUUAAAAAAUGGCUAUCGUCAUGUACCUUUACUGAAUAACGAAGGUGAAAUAUUGGAAAACUGUACACUUUUCGUUCAUGUCGCAGUAACAAAUCGAUAUGGAGGAGGGGUAUCAGCGGUACCAUGA